Hibiscus syriacus is the source of this 2533-nucleotide messenger RNA. RefSeq names its product ferric reduction oxidase 8, mitochondrial-like. Gene Ontology annotation, molecular function: oxidoreductase activity. NCBI's taxonomy places the organism in Eukaryota, Viridiplantae, Streptophyta, Magnoliopsida, Malvales, Malvaceae. Gene Ontology annotation, cellular component: plasma membrane. The record is from RefSeq and is a predicted model, not a curated record.
ACUGCAAGUGGUGGGCACUCCUUGCUUAUAGUUACAGCUAAUGGGCCUAACUCCAUUCUUUCUUUAUCAUCUACAUAUUGCUAGUGGUAAUGGUAGUGCUAGUGCUAGUGCUAGUGCCAAUCACAGUGGAGCCAAAUCUUUUCUCUAAACACAGCUCUUUAUAUAAAGUCCAUUCUCAUACUAACUGCAUCCUGCAACCAUUUCAGAACAAAUUAGAGAUGGGAAAACCAGGGGUUGUUCUUGCUCUCAAAGUACUCAUGAUCUUAAUAUUCACUGCCUGGAUCUCUCUCUGGUUGCUCAAACCUACCAAUUUAUGGACAAGAAAUUGGAAAGCAGCAGAACGCAGUGCUCGAAGUACUGUGUUUGGCUACUAUGGUCUUGACUUUGCCGUGUAUACGUUUCCUAUAAUUGCUCUGGCUAUGGUUGGACUUGUAUACUUGAAUUUGCAGUCUUGGGGGCAAACAAGGAGACAAACAAGGAGUCCAACUGCUGCUUUGUCAAAUCCGCUUGUUACGAGUAAUCUUAUCGGCAUUUUAUCCAGUGUAGAGAUUCUCUCAGUAUUUCUCUUUAUCUUCUUCCUAGCAUGGACUUUUUAUUCACGAAUAUCUCAGGACUUUACCAAGUUGGGACCUGUUGAAUCUUUGAAGUUGGACUUAUGGCAAUUCAAGUAUCUAAAAGUGGCAACCCGAUUCGGUUUGCUAGCAGAGGCCUGCCUGGCUUUGCUUCUUCUUCCCAUUUUGAGGGAGCUGGCUGUGUUUCGAAUACUCGGCAUCCAGUUUGAAGCUUCUGUGAGAUACCACAUAUGGCUAGGGACUGCAAUGAUCUGUUUCGCUACUUUUCAUGGUUCCAGCACCUUAUUCAUUUGGGGCGUCAGCCACAAUAUUCAGGAUAAGAUAGUUAAAUGGCAGAGGACCGGUCGAAUAUAUGUUGCCGGAGAGAUUGCAUUGGUUGUGGGGUUGGUUAUGUGGAUCACGUCACUUCCUCAAAUCAGAAGGAAAAGAUUUGAAAUCUUCUAUUACAUGCACCACAUGUACAUAAUCUUCCUAGUAUUUUUCUUGCUUCAUGCCGGAGAUCGACACUUUUAUAUGAUCUUCCCCGGGGUGUUUCUCUUUGGUGUUGACAAGGUGCUUCGCAUCCUACAAUCAAGGCCUCAAACUUAUAUUCUUUCAGCAAGAUUAUACCCUUGUAAAGUUGUAGAACUUAUCCUUCCAAAGAAACAGGUAAGUUCUGGAUUGAAAUAUACACCCACAAGUAUAAUAUUUAUGAAGAUACCAAGUAUAUCCAGAUUUCAGUGGCAUUCCUUCAGUAUAACUUCGAGUUCGACUGUCGAUAGCCAUACGAUGUCUGUUUUAAUUAAAUGUGAUGGACGUUGGACAAAUUCUGUAUAUGACAAUAUACAGGCUCAGCUAGACUCUGAUGCUGAAAAGUUGAAAUCCAUACCUGUUGCAAUAGAAGGCCCCUAUGGUCCUUCCUCUCUUAACUUUCUGAGACAUGAUAAUCUACUUUUGGUUGCUGGUGGAAUUGGAAUAACACCAUUCUUGAGCAUGCUGCAUGAAAUGGCUGCAACUCGAGGGAAAAGCAGCAGUAGAUAUAGAAUCCCAUCCAGAAUUCAGCUGAUAUACGUCGUUAAACGAUCCCAAGACAUUGGCCCUUUAAAAUCGGUUUCUCACCUACUGCAAAACCAACCCUCACAGAAAUGGCAUCUAAAACUAAAAGUUUAUGUCACACAGGAAAAGAAGUGUGGUGCAACAGUAGGAGAAUUGCUUAAUGAGGCAUCUCAAGUGCAGACAGUUCACUUUCGCAUAAAGGGUCUGAGUUACUCGAUACAUGGACCGGAAACCUUGUAUCGGAAUGCUGCAUUGGCAGGAAUUGCUUCCGUUAUAUUCCUUGCUUUUCUCAUCAGUUUCAACCGCAUAUUUGUUCCCUCUGAAAAGACUAGUGAUGUUCACUCUUCAAAAUUGAUCGGUUCCUCGAAAAUGAAGGCCCCUAAAGAAAAGGCCCCUCUUUUUGCUGAUAUACUUAUCAUAGCUUCUUUCUUCAUGUCUUUAGCAUGCACCGGUUUGGUAGCAAUUAUUUUGAGAUGGAGACGACUGAAUAAAGAAAUACCGAAUGAAGAAAUGGUACGGCAACGAAGUUCGAUAGAGAUGAAAGGUGUAGUUGAGGAGGAACAUGAAAUCCAAUUUGGAGGGAGGCCUGAUUUGGAAGAUGUGUUCACCACAUUCCUGAAUGAAACCGGUGGAUCCGAUACUGGAGUCUUGGUGUCCGGACCAGAAUCGAUGAAGGAGGCGGUUGCAUCAUUGUGCCGGAAGAAAUCUGGGCGCUUUAAGCUUGGAGACAAGAAAAAGAAACCAUGCUUGAGUUUCCAUGCCCUCACCUUUACACUUUAGUUUCUUCACAGUAAAAUAAUAGUCAUGAAGUCACAAUAGUUCCACGGUUAACAGUUAUUGUACUUCACCCAGAUAAAUACAUAUAUAGAUUGGUCUGUAAUGUCUAAACUUGUAGCUAAUGGGUGCUCUUGAUUAGCUUUAUAUGA